Messenger RNA from Parnassius apollo (apollo), 477 nucleotides. The record is from the annotation of a GenBank genome assembly. Lineage: Eukaryota; Metazoa; Arthropoda; Insecta; Lepidoptera; Papilionidae.
AUGUUUGUUUUAGACAAAAAAAUGGACAAUGCACGUGAUGCACUAAUUGAGUCGUGGCUGGCUGAAGUUGAUGUCGGAAAUCAUGUUUAUGAAGCUGAAUCGAGCUCCGACGAAGAAGUUGAUAAUUUAGAAGAGGAAGAUCAUCAUCAAUCGGAAUCUAAGCAAGAGCAAGACAUACCAGGUGAUGGAUCUGACGAAAGUUCUGAAGAAGAUAAUCCACCUCAGAAAUGCCGCCGACGCACGGACUUUUACAAGGGAGUAGAUGAUACAUUAUGGUCGAAAACAGUUCCCCUAAAUAGAGGUAGAAUACGAAGUCAUAAUAUAGUGUUUGUACCCCCAGUGCCGAAAGGAACAGCUCGCCAAAAAACAACCCUAGAAGACUGCAUGUCACUGUUUUUUGAUGAUCAUAUCAUCCACCUCAUUACAAAAUAUACUAAUAAUAAAAUUGAUUAUAUCAAGGAGAAAUAUAGAAGAUAA